AUAGUUACGAUAGGUCAACGUGCCCUCCACACGUGUGCUUGCUAUAAUACUGAAGUAGUGAAGGGGGAAUAGGGUUCUAGAGAUUUCUGUUUGUAUUUAUUUUGUUUUUAGAGUUAGCUAUUUUGUACAGCCAUGCUUAAAUCUGUUGUCCGUGCGGUUGGAGCUUCUGUCCGCCUUUCUAACGCUAGCACUUCCACAGUACGAGCUGCGCCUCUCCGCUACCCGGUGUUGUGUGCCCCCAACUCGGCUACAGCUCGGCCCUUUACCCGGUCCAUGUGGAUGCUCAGUAACAGCGGCGCUUCCUCUGGUUAUAGGCCGAAACUGUUUAGCUCAAAAAUACUGACUCCUUCAGUUUCGUGUGGAUGUGGAGGACUGCACACAGAAGGAGACAAAGCUCUUGGUGACUUCCUUACUGAUGAAAUCAAAGAGGAGAAGAAGAUCCAAAAGUCUAAGUCCCUUCCAAAGAUGUCUGGAGGAUGGGAGCUGGAGAUGAACGGCACAGAAGCUAAACUCAUCCGAUUUGUUUCUGGGGACAAAGUUACAGUCACAUUCAAUGUCAAUAACAGCAUCCCCCCAAACUUUGGAGAAGAAGCAGAACAGGGCCAGCAGAAACCAGCUGAAGAAGAGCCAGAAAUUGUUUCAACGCCAAACUUUGUUGUUGAAGUUACCAAACAGGGUGCCAAACACUCACUGGUGUUUGACUGCAAUUUCCCAGAAGAUGAGAUAAGUCAUGGUGAGGGAGAAGAGGAGAGUGAUAUAUUUGCCAUUCGUGAGGUCAGUUUUCAGCCUGAAGGGGACGAAGACUGGAAGGAAACCAGUUACACACUUAACACAGACUCUCUGGACUGGGCUCUUUAUGACCACCUAAUGGACUUCCUUGCUGACCGCGGAGUUGACAACACAUUUGCAGAUGAACUGAUGGAGCUGAGCACCGCCAUUGAGCACCAAGAGUACAUCAAGUUUCUAGAGGAUCUACAGAGCUUUGUUAAAUGCAACUAAUGUAUUAAAAGUGUAAAGCCAAAUUUUGUUUUCAACCUGGCUAGUUAAUGUCCAAAGUUGCACUGUAAAAUAGCUGCAGCACUUAAUACACAGGCUGAAUACUGAAUUUGUCAGUACUUCAGAUUGACCAUGUUAAAUAAGGUAGGAUACAAAAGGAUUUAUUUAUAGAAAAAAUAUUACGGUUAUGUUCAAAUGUUGCACAUAAUGUAAACCUGUUUCAGUGAUGUCUUAAACAUGGCUGUAAACCACCAAUAUUCUUGUGGAUCAGUGCAGAAUACAUAGCCCCCAACAUUGACAAAAGUGUCAUUACAACAUAUCAUUACUAGGGUAAGUGGAUCAAGAUGUGUAAUUUACAGUUAAUGUAUUGUACAAUAAAACUUAAAUAUUUGUUAA
This is a messenger RNA of Boleophthalmus pectinirostris (great blue-spotted mudskipper), 1392 nucleotides long. RefSeq names its product complement component 1, q subcomponent binding protein (gene c1qbp). Gene Ontology annotation, cellular component: mitochondrial matrix. Gene Ontology annotation, biological process: cytosolic ribosome assembly. The record is from RefSeq and is a predicted model, not a curated record. Lineage: Eukaryota; Metazoa; Chordata; Actinopteri; Gobiiformes; Gobiidae. The transcript has 6 exons. Bases 133 to 999 code for a protein of 288 amino acids.